Acaulospora morrowiae is the source of this 1263-nucleotide messenger RNA. The record is from the annotation of a GenBank genome assembly. Lineage: Eukaryota; Fungi; Glomeromycota; Glomeromycetes; Diversisporales; Acaulosporaceae.
AGACCAACACCAAUCAACAGUAGAAAAGCAGAUAUAACACAGGAAAUGAAUCUUACAAACCCUAAAUACCAGAGGUCCAUGAGUUUGUUAAAAGCAGAUACAACUGAUAUCAACAUGGAAGGAAACCUUUUAGAUACUGAGAAUAAUCGAACCAACAGCCAGGAAGUGGAAGAGUCAACAGGAGAACCAAACAUCAUAGCUAUUUUCAGUAACUACACAGAUGCCGAAGAAGCAUGUACACACCCAGUCGCAAAGUUCGAAAACUUCAAACCAAGAUUAAUACCAAUACUUAGCACCAACAAAACCAAUUACAGAUCAGUUAGAAUCUGGGAUAUCCCUCAACAGUUUUUUAAGAAAGAUAUUGCAACAGGAUCCAUCAAAUUCGAUUCUAUUAAGUACAUUCAGAUGCAAACAACAGGACCACACAAGUCAGCAGUAGUAAUCUUCACUCAUCAAUUGGACUAUGACACAGCCAUAAAUAAUUGGUCAGUAAUGAUAGAGGGCAUGACAAUGAAAAUGUUCCCAUACUACCAUACAAGAAAAACAAGACUAAAAAGAGAUGAGUUCAGUAUUACACUAAUCAAGUUUUCAGACUUGAUAACAGCUCAAGAUCUCAGUAAUAUCAUGCAACAAGUCAGUGCCAAAGCAUGUCACACAUCACAAACAAAUGAAAUGUUUAGAAGGUUUGCAAGUUUAAAUUUUGCCUCCCAUGAAGAUCUUAUAAAAGCAACAGCAAAUAAUAUUGAUUUCAAAGGACACAAGCUCACAUGCGUGGCUAGAAUAGCAAAACUCUGCCACUACUAUGGAAACACCCAAUACAUGAUCACAAACUGUAAUAUUAAACCUCUGGACAACUCUCGCACAAGAUAUAAAACACAAUCUGUAGUCAGAUUUUCCACAUAUCAAGAGGAAACAUACUACAGCAACAAGAACCAAUAUAGGCAUAACAAAUCAAACAGAAGUUAUGCCGAGAUAACUCAAGGAACCAACAUACAUCACCCCUCAAAUAGUAAGCUCCUUGCCCUCAUCCACCACAUACAAAAAACAAUAACAAAAGUACAACACCAGAUAAAUCAACUAAAGAAAAGUGUUAGCAUAUUGAAGGAAUAUACAGCAUAUAGGCACAUGGAUAAAAUGAAAGAAGACACUGAAUUCACCUCUAACUCCACAAUCUUCACAAUAAAACAACUAACUGAAACAAAAGACAUCAAAACAACUCAAAGCCUGAUCAACAAAAACUCAACAAAAUGUGAGAAACGAUAA